CCAGCCAGCCAGUCUUGGCUCGGUAGCUGCUGACCCGAAUGAAAAUGGGCCCUAAGGCUGACCAGCUCCUCAUUGUGGUCUCUAUCUUGGAAGGGCGUUAUUUUCCAAAACGUCCAAAGCGUCUGCUGGUGGUAGAAGCAAAGUUUGAUGGCGAACAUUUGGCUACAGAUCCUGUGGAACAUACUGAUCAACCAGAAUUUGCCACGGAGUUAGCUUGGGAACUUGAUAGGAAAGCACUUCACCAACACAGAUUACAGCGUACACCUGUCAAGUUGCAGUGCUUUGCUUUGGAUUCUCUAUCUGCAGUUAAAGAGACAAUAGGUUAUAUUGUGCUAGAUUUAAGAACUGCUCAAGAGAAAAAGCAGCCACCAAAAUGGUAUCCUUUACUCAGCAAUAGAUACACAAAAUUUAAGCCUGAAUUGCAACUAAAUCUGAUGCUAGAAACUGACACCAAAGCAUCCAUCAAUGGUUUUAAAGCAAGGGAAGCACCUCCCAGAGAAAUGGCAGUAUCUUUUCAGUUACCUGGAUUGGACCCCAAAAAUCUUGUACCUGUGCUGAAUGAAGAGGAAGGAUAUCAUCAAAUUGGACCAGCAGAAUAUUGCCGUGACUAUUUUGUUUUGUCAGUUACUAUUGCAUUUGCUACACAAUUAGAACAGUUAAUACCUACCACAGUGAAAAUUCCAGAACGACAGCCUGAAUUCUUCUUUUACUAUUCACUCCUUGGUAAUGAUGUUACCAAUGAACCAUUUACUGACCUGAUGAAUCCAAACUUUGAACCAGAAAGAGCAUCUGUUAGAAUACGCAGCAGCAUUGAAGUUCUAAGAGCUUACUUUUUUGCUCACUCAAAGUUGCAGAUUCAUCUCUGUUGUGGGGACCAAUCUCUUGGAAGCACUGAAAUUCUUUUAACUAGCUUAUUAAAGAAAGGAAGUACCGAAAUUUGCCAGCAUCCAGUAGCUAUAGAAGGAGCAUUUAUUCUUGUUCCACCUAAUAGAGCUCGGCAGAAACUGCCACCCUUGCCCUUGGAUAUGGCACCUACUGUUGGGGUAUCGGUAUCACUUCAGAAGGAUGGCAGAGUUUGUCAGCCUAUAAUCCAAUCAGCUGCAAAGGCUGAGACUGAAAAUGUGAAAAAAGGUUUGUCCCCAACACAUGAUAAAGAAGUGAGACCUGAAAAUGGCUCCCAAGAUAUCUUACCUCAGACACAACAUUCUCCCCCCAUAAAAGAGGAUGCUACAGAAAGUGAAGUAGAAAGUAUUCAGUAUGACAAAAAUCCAAAAUUACAGAAAAAAGCUUUGAAAAGUAAACUGCCUGCUUCUCAGACUCAACAUCCCAGUACUUCUGAAUCCACUACAGGACAAAAAAUUGCUGUUCCUGCAUCAUCCCAUCAUUUUUGUUUUUCAGUAGAUUUAAGAGCUGUCCAUAAUCUGGAUGCUGGAUUUCCUGUUAAUUGUAUGUUAAGGUAUUCAUAUCCAUUUUUUGGCAGUGCUGCACCCAUUAUGACAAAUCCUCCUGUGGAAGUAAGAAAAAACAUGGAAGUAUUUCUUCCACAAUCUUACUGUGCAUUUGAUUUUGCAACUAUGCCCCAUCAGCUUCAAGAUACCUUUUGCAGGUUACCACUGCUGGUGGAACUGUGGCAUAAAGAUAAAACAACUAAAGACUUGCUUCUAGGAGUUGCAAGACUCCAGCUUUCAAAGAUUUUGGCCAUGGAAAAAACACGUUUUCUAGGAGGAAAUGGCGAGCAGUGUUGGCGUCAGACCUUCAGUGAAACUAUUCCUUUUACAGCCGCACAGGGGCCAAGCAACAAGAUUGCAGAUCUUUCAUAUAUAGUGACUCUAGAAGACUAUGGACUUGUGAAAAUGCAUGAAGUUCUGGUGUCUGAUUCUUCUCGGUGUUUAGGUGCUGAUGAGCUGCUAGGAGUUCCUAAAGUACAGCCUGAAGUCCAUACUGAACCAAGAGAAACACUGGAAUAUAAAGCAGCACUUGAACUAGAAAUGUGGAAGGAGCUACAAGAAGAUCUUUUUGAGAAUCAGUUGAAGAAGAAGGAGUUGGCUCAUAUGCAGGCCCUGGCAGAAGAGUGGAAAAAAAGGGAUAGAGAAAGAGAAGCUUUGGUAAAGAAAAAAGUUGCAGAGUAUACAGUUUUGGAAGAAAAACUUCAAAAAACUUUAACUGACUUAGAAAAACGUGAAAAACAGCUUGUCAGUGCUGAAACUGAGCUCCAGCGGUUAAAGAAGGAGCUCCAAACAGAACAUGAACGAAAUCAGCAGGAAGUUCAAGAUACAAUACGGCGAGUCAAACAAGAAUGUGCACACCAGAUUGAGUUGGAAAGGGUGAGAAUUAGGCAAUUUGAGGAGGACAAGAUCCGUGCACAAGAACAACUAUACCAGGCAGAAAACAAGCAUAAGGCUCUGGAGAAAGAAUUUCACCAAUAUAAGGAGCAACAAAGUAACAGACCGGAAGUCCGAAUGCAAUCAGAAAUAGGCAUUCUAACUUUAGAGAAGGGGGAUCUUGAAAGAAAGUUGGAAUCGGCUACUAAAGCAAAACUACAUUACAAGCAACAAUGGGCACGAGCUUUGAAGGAACUAGCAAGGCUAAAACAGCGUGAGCAAGAGAACGCUAUGGUCCGUCUUAAAAAGCAGCAACAAGAACUUGAACACAUGAGACUUCGGUACCUUGCAGCAGAAGAGAAAGAAUUAGGGAAGACACAGCGGCAAGAGCUAGAGGAUAUCAGAAAUGAGCUGAACAGAUUGAAACAAGAAGAAGACAAGAAAAAGUCACAAGAUGCCCAAGAGUUAUUGGGAGUCCAACUGCAAAAUUCUCACACUGGGAAAGGAGAUGAGGCUUUGGAUGACUACCUUGCACGUCUAAUAGAGGAGAGGGAUACCUUGUUGAGAACAGGUGUAUAUAAUCAUGAAGAUCACAUCGUAAGUGAGCUUGAUCGUCAAAUCAGUGAAGUGCUUGCAAAAAGAAAUAGAAGCAAGUAGCAGGAUUCAAGAGAAUUAGUCAUAUAUAUUUUUUACUUCCAAGAUUCAGGUUUUAACAAAUGAUAGAUUGAAUCAGCUUUUUGAAGGAUUUGUAUAUAUACUCCUCUGUCUCCCAAGACUUACUGCUAUACUAGAACAUCACUACACUACUUCUAAGAAAUGGGAAGAAACAUUGACUACUUCAAUUAUUUUAUUACUUUUUUUACCUAUUUAUUUUUGUCAAUUGGUCAGUACUGCAAAAGCUUUCAUUUACACAGUGGAAAUAUUUCUUGUCAGAAUUUAUUGCUUGCU
Molecule: messenger RNA, 3269 nt
Organism: Protobothrops mucrosquamatus (brown spotted pit viper)
Lineage: Eukaryota; Metazoa; Chordata; Lepidosauria; Squamata; Viperidae
Gene: CEP120
Product: centrosomal protein 120
Exons: 20
Coding region: 39-2978 (979 amino acids)
Biological process (GO): interkinetic nuclear migration; positive regulation of centriole elongation; centrosome cycle
Cellular component (GO): centrosome; centriole
Source: RefSeq, a predicted model, not a curated record